Molecule: messenger RNA, 865 nt
Organism: Cololabis saira (Pacific saury)
Lineage: Eukaryota; Metazoa; Chordata; Actinopteri; Beloniformes; Belonidae
Exons: 4
Coding region: 80-865 (261 amino acids)
Source: RefSeq, a predicted model, not a curated record
GAAAACGAUUGAUUGGACGUGGGAGGAGGACUAUGUUCAGAAACUACUGGAACACCAGCAUCUGGAAGUCUUGAACCGCAUGGCCACCUCUGAUCCUGAGCUCAGAGCACGUUUGGAAAAGUCAGAGAGGCAGCUUCAGACAAUUGAGAGGAAACGUCAUGUUGGGGGAAGAUGGACUUUAAACACUGAAGCAUCUAGACACCUCCUAAGUGCCAUAGAUGACAAGAAACGGCAGCACGCACUGCAGGCAAUGUACAGGCUGGUCUUGGAGCGCAGGUUCCUAUGCGGCCUGGUGAGAAAAUAUGCUGAUGGACAGAAGAUAGCCAUCAGAUUGUCUAAAAAGAUCAAUGUGGUUGGCCAGAAGAUCAAGAACAAGGUCAAAGAGUACAACUCCACAGGAACAUCUAGCGCCUUGGUGUACCAUGAAGUCAUCCAGAUUGACAACCCCAUCUGGUCAACCAUGGUCCACUCCGAAAAAGAUGCGGACAUAUCUGUCAAACAGAGACUUUUUGUUUUGUUGAACACCGCCGAAAGGGCAUCAGAAGAGAGAGAGUACUUGUCGGAGGAAUGCAUGGCAGGCAAGCUGUUCUAUGAGAAGCAGCUUGUAGAGGUUGAGAAAUGCCUCUUACCAGACAGUUUGCCGUCGGUGUCCUCUAGAGAGGACAAAGGAGCCCGUGCUGCAUUGCUUGCCAAGAAAAGAGAGUUUUUGUUCCUUCACUCAAAAUAUGUCAAUCUUGUCAAUCUUCUCAGAAGUACAGAUGUCAUUGAUGAGGUGAACAGCGCUGACUCUGACAUUAGUACGGACGAAGAGGAGGAUUAUGAUGAAGAGGAGGACCAAGCAGUGCAUCAUUCCUUGCCUGAGUGA